AUGUGCAGACGAACUGACAGUAAAGUGACGAUGUGUUUUGACACGGCACAACGUAAGCAAAGACGAAUGAAAAAAAAAACAGCACUAAACAAUUCAGAAUACCAUGUCGCAACAACAACCGCCUAAAAAGAAGGCUACCAAGGGUAGCAAACAAAUUGUGGAAGAAAAUGUGGCCACGGUUAAGUUUUACCGAAACAUGUCACUAAUCGCUAGCGCGGUCCAGUUCCUUGGUUUUGCUGUUUAUGCCGAACUUUCCACACUUGCGGUGGUCAUGACGGUUCUUUGCAUUGUAGCGCAUGGUGCCAGUUAUUACUUUAUGGCUAUGAUAAGCAAACCUAAACUUACCGAAAAAGGUGAUAUCAUUGAAACGGGAACAGAUCUUAAUAUAGAGGGAGGCAUCACGGAACACGUGAAAGACAUCGUCAUCUUGACCUCGGGCACACAGCUCGUAUCGAUUCUGUCCGAAUUCUUCUGGCUGCUAAUGUUACUGCUCCCGGUACGAGCGGGCUGGCUGCUGUGGCAAACGGUGGGAAAGCAAUUUUUCCAAGGCGAUCCCGCCGAAGAGGGUCCCGUGAAUGAGAAGAAGCAAAAGAAGCUAAUGCGAAAGAUGAACCGGGCACGGCAGUGACAGUAAACAUUUUUGGAGGAAAGACACGUUAAUGUACCGUACACAGAUCAAAGGGAUGCCUUGCCGUUCCUCCGUUCAGGGACACCACCAUUCAACGGUUAGCCGAGGGCGGAAAGCUAAGGAUCGCUCGGUGUGGUGUAUGCCAAGUGUGAAACAAUACGCGUAUUGUUAAGUAAUUCUUGUUUUCGUGUGUUUUGUUUUUAUUAGACUGAAUAUAAAUAAUUUUCGUGCUUUGCUCUAA
Molecule: messenger RNA, 869 nt
Organism: Anopheles funestus (African malaria mosquito)
Lineage: Eukaryota; Metazoa; Arthropoda; Insecta; Diptera; Culicidae
Product: transmembrane protein 208
Exons: 4
Coding region: 104-628 (174 amino acids)
Biological process (GO): vacuolar protein processing
Cellular component (GO): intracellular membrane-bounded organelle
Source: RefSeq, a predicted model, not a curated record